UUGAAAUUCACGGGAUCCUUUUCUAAAUUUAUGUUGCCCAAAGAGGCGAAAACUAUAAGCUUGGCAUUCCGGGAGCUUUAGUAGUAUAGUACCUCAUAGAUAAGCUAUGCAAACUCUUCUUCUGCCGGCAGCUCGCUCCGGCCUCGCACCUCCGCCCUUCAAGGCGGCGGUGACAUGUAAUGUCUCCCGUCAUUUUCUCCGAUUCAACACCUCCCCCUUUCCUCAAUCAUCUCUUUCUUCGUUGAAGUUUCUCCAGAGUUUAUCCCCACCUUACAUAAUUCUCAAUAAUCACAGUGCCAAAACCCUAGCUUCCGCUCCCACUCCCACUGCUGCUGCCUAUACUUCUCCAAGUGAUGAAUCUGAAAAAGCCAAACUCGCUCAGGUUUCGAAGAGAUUAGAGAAAACUUCAAGGUACUUCAAGAGAUUGGGAAGCUUUGGAUUUUGGGGGCAACUGGUUUGCACAGUUGUGGCAGCUGUUAUCCUUUCAUUUUCUGUUGUCAUUACUGGGAAAAUCACAUCACCUCCUACCUUUUAUGCAACUGCUGGUGGUAUUGCUGCUGCCUUCAUUUCUGUGUUUUGGUCAUUUGGGUAUAUUCGAUUAUCUGAUAGACUUCGGAAGACAGCCACUGAUCCUUCAAAGGCGCCUCCUCGUGCUGAUGUUGUGAGAAGUCUGCAAAACGGCAUAGGCAUAAAUGUCUUGGGCAUAGGUGCUGCUAUACUUGGCAUGCAAGCGACAGUAGGCCUGUUGGUGGCUAAAGCUCUUACCACUUCAGCUACUCCUUAUUAUCAGGGCAUUGCCCCUGGGAACAGCCCGGUUCUUGCCUUGGAUGUGUUCUUGGUGCAGGCAUCUGCAAACACCAUUAUGUCACAUUUUAUCGGACUAGUAUGCUCGCUGGAGCUAUUGCGCUCCGUCACCUUGCCAUCUUCAGAAACUGUUCUCAUCCCAAAGAUUGCCUAACUUGGAUCAACUGUUGGGUGAUAAAGCACAUGAAACGGGCUUCCUGCAAUCAAUUGGUUGCUUGAACUUAGAAAAGAGAUUGUUAUUGACUAUAUUCGUGUAUUUGCGGACUCUUUGAAUGCAAUUUAUGUUUUUUGUUGCGGA
Molecule: messenger RNA, 1102 nt
Organism: Salvia hispanica
Lineage: Eukaryota; Viridiplantae; Streptophyta; Magnoliopsida; Lamiales; Lamiaceae
Gene: TIC21
Product: translocon at inner membrane of chloroplasts 21
Source: RefSeq, a predicted model, not a curated record